AUGACUCGAGCUGCCGAGGAACCAACUCAACACACAAAACCAGCGCCAACCACACCCACAGCAUACAACCCAACAGCACAAUGCCCGUCCUGCUUUCACCCAGAUGAAAAGCCUUCACGUCCAGGGCUUCGAAGCCUCGAACCCGAACUCGAACUGCCCGCAAUGCUCCCACCGCCUACGCUGAGCUUCACUAUCCCGUCGAUUCAUGACAAUCUUGUUCUCCAAUGCCGAGUCUACCAUCCUAAGUGUCUGGCUCCAGAUUCCGUCUCGCAGAUUGAGACCUGGCGCAAGAAAGCCGCUAUCAUUGCGCACCCGUACGCGCCACUUGGCGGUAGCUACGAUGACCCUGUUGUUGACUUGAUAGCGGGAACCAUCCUCCAACAGGGCUUUUGCGUCGGUACAUUCAACUUCAGAGGAGCAGGUUCCUCCAAAGGGCGGACAUCGUGGCAGUCAAAAGCCGAGCAGAAUGAUUACAUGUCCUUCAUUGGAUUCAUGAUCUACUACAUGCAUCAUCUCUCCGGGCCUCGAUUAUCUCCAUCGCCAAUAGACCAGCCUGUAUUCUCGCGCUCUGAUUCCGAACUCCCUGAUUUAUCUCCCAUUCCCUCACAAACUGUCCCUCCUCCACAUACUAGCGAUCCUCGGUAUAAUACAACCACGCCCGGCCGGCCAGGCGUGCUAGGCAAUGGGAAUAUCGAUGGACAUUAUCUCCGCUGUCGGCUGCUGCUCGGGGGCUACUCAUACGGUGCUAUGGUGACUUCUUGCCUCCCAGCUAUAAUGAACUCGUUCCUCGAACCAUUCCAGAACCCGUCACCAGGUUCAGCCUUUGCCGAGAUCCGUCUCAGGGCUGAAUUUCUUGCCCUCCAGCAAAAUGAGGUGAUACAAGCCCAUAUAUCAUCACUUCUCCAGUCCUAUGGCCAUAGAUCCGGGCGAAACAUACAUUUAAAUGGUCUCCAUAGUCCCAGAAGCCGAAAAUCUACCAGUGGAGUCAGAGUGGGGGGUGAAGAAGAUUUAAGAAGAGCCAGCCAUGACUCCUAUCGGUCCCGAAGCUCAUUUACCAUCGAGACACAAGAACGGGUCAGGAAAAGUGUAGAUCGUGUGCGGUCUUUGACUAAAAGAGUGCACCUUUCUCAAGAUAGGGGAGACAGUGACGGAGCCUUUGCGUCUCCCCACGAAAAUGGACCGCGUAAAUCGGACAGUUCUGGGGACGAAGAAGCAACAAAAUCAACGGCUGGUGAUGAGGAAACCACAACGAAGGAAGAAAAAUCUAUAAUAGAGAUUCCUGGAAUUGCAGACGAAUUCCAGCCAGCAUAUUUAUUAGUAUCGCCUUUGCAAGGCAUGAUUAACAAUCUAGCGACUAUGUGGAGCGGCAAACCCUUAAAAGAGCGACGUUCUAUACAUGAGAACGAGAUCAAAUUCACGAUCGAUCCAACACUAGCACUUUUCGGUGAUGACGAUGUCUUUGUCAGUGUCAAGCGGCUACGGAGCUGGGUUGAGAAGCUGAUGAAAUCUGGGAAGGGUGGAGAUGGCGGCCAUUUCCGGUAUAGAGAAGUUGCCAAUGCAGGCCAUUUUUGGCACGACCAUGAUGCUAGCAAGAUUCUUGAAGAAGAGGUCAGGAGCUUUGUAUGUACUCUAUGA
This is a messenger RNA of Venustampulla echinocandica, 1635 nucleotides long. RefSeq lists its product as uncharacterized. NCBI's taxonomy places the organism in Eukaryota, Fungi, Ascomycota, Leotiomycetes, Helotiales, Pleuroascaceae. The coding region runs from base 1 to 1635 and encodes 544 amino acids. The record is from RefSeq and is a predicted model, not a curated record. The transcript has 4 exons.